Choloepus didactylus (southern two-toed sloth) is the source of this 1253-nucleotide messenger RNA. RefSeq names its product 3-hydroxyanthranilate 3,4-dioxygenase (gene HAAO). Lineage: Eukaryota; Metazoa; Chordata; Mammalia; Pilosa; Megalonychidae. The coding region runs from base 78 to 938 and encodes 286 amino acids. Gene Ontology annotation, biological process: quinolinate metabolic process; 'de novo' NAD+ biosynthetic process from L-tryptophan. Gene Ontology annotation, cellular component: cytoplasm. Gene Ontology annotation, molecular function: 3-hydroxyanthranilate 3,4-dioxygenase activity; iron ion binding. The transcript is spliced from 10 exons. The record is from RefSeq and is a predicted model, not a curated record.
AGCGGGGCGUCGCCGCGCCCCUCCGACGGCCAGGGAAGGACGCGGCUCCCGGGGAGUCCGCGGCGCCGCGCGCUGCCAUGGAGCGUAGGGUGAGAGUGAAGACGUGGGUGGAGAAGAACAGAGCUGCCUUCCUGCCCCCUGUUUGCAACAAGCUGCUGCACCAGGAGCAGCUCAAAAUCAUGUUUGUCGGAGGCCCCAACAUCAGGAAGGACUACCACAUCGAGGAGGGAGAGGAGGUGUUUUACCAGCUGGAGGGCGACAUGGUUCUCCGAAUCCUGGAGCAAGGGGUCCACCGGGAUGUGGUCAUUCAGCAGGGAGAGAUAUUCCUGCUGCCGGCCAGGACCCCUCACUCCCCACAGAGGUUUGCCAACACCAUGGGGCUGGUGAUUGAGCGGAGGCGGUUGAAGACAGAGCUGGAUGGGCUCAGGUACUACAUAGGGGACACCACGGACAUCCUGUUUGAGAAGUGGUUCUACUGUGAGAACCUCGGCACACAGUUGGCUCCCAUCAUCCAGGAGUUCUUCAGCUCUGAGCAGUACAAAACAGGAAAGCCCAUUCCUGACCAGCUGCUGCAGGAGCCGCCGUUCCCCCUGAGUUCACGGCCCGUCGUGGAGCCCAUGUCCCUGGAGGCCUGGCUGGCUGGCCACCGCGGGGAGCUGCAGGCGGGCACCCCUCUCAGCCUGUUUGGGGAUACCUAUGAGACACAGGUGGUGGCCCACGGACAAGGCAGCAGCAGAGGCCCGAGGCAGGACGUGGACGUGUGGCUGUGGCAGCUGGAGGGCUCCUCGGUGGUGACAAUGGGGACACAGCGCUUGAGCCUGGCCCCCGAUGACAGCCUCCUAGUGCCAGCUGGAACUGCGUAUGACUGGGAGCGAGCGCAAGGCUCUGUGGCCUUGUCUGUGACCCAGGACCCUGCCUGCAAGAAGCCCCUGGAGUGACCCUCUUGCUGUGGCCCCACGCGGGAGGGGGUACAUGAGAGCCACCCCCCUGCUGACACCCCUUCGGCCCCCACUGGUGCUGCACUGAGCCACUCAGCUGCCCGACGCGGGCCCUGGCCGCCACUGCCCUCCCAUCCCGGCUGCCCUCUUGCUGGGAUGCUGGGCCCCUGGGGCCUGAACCCCCAUCUCUCACCGCCCUCAGUGCACACUCUGCACAGUUCUGCCCUGAGCUCUCGGCGGCCUAUCUCCCUGUGCCAGCCCCCAGGAGGGCCUCAAUAAAGCAUCCCUGCAGAUGGCAGCCCUGGCGUGCUCCCC